Charadrius vociferus (killdeer) is the source of this 2323-nucleotide messenger RNA. It is a transcript of the gene PCK1, whose product is annotated as phosphoenolpyruvate carboxykinase 1 (soluble). Gene Ontology annotation, biological process: cellular response to insulin stimulus; gluconeogenesis; response to starvation. The coding region runs from base 138 to 2003 and encodes 621 amino acids. Lineage: Eukaryota; Metazoa; Chordata; Aves; Charadriiformes; Charadriidae. Gene Ontology annotation, molecular function: phosphoenolpyruvate carboxykinase (GTP) activity; GTP binding; manganese ion binding. The record is from RefSeq and is a predicted model, not a curated record. The transcript is spliced from 10 exons. Gene Ontology annotation, cellular component: cytosol; mitochondrion.
GCAGUGAUCGCAAGAGUACUCCAAAGCAAUUGAAACGGGAUCAGCAGAAAGAGACAGAAGAAUCCUCUCUGACAUCCAACUCAAUCUUCUAAAGACAUAUUUCAAAGCCAUCAACAAGAUCCACUACAGGUUCAAUAAUGCCCCCACAGUUGAAAGCCGAGGUAAACGUCAUGCCCAAGGUUGUCCAGGGGGAUUUGCAGAGCCUGCCUCCAGAAGCAAGGGAUUUCAUUGAAAGUAAUGCAAAGCUGUGCCAGCCUGAGAGCAUUCAUAUCUGUGAUGGCUCCGAAGAAGAAAACAAAAAAAUUCUGGACAUCAUGGUAGAACAAGGCAUGAUCAAGAAGCUGAGCAAGUAUGAGAACUGCUGGUUGGCACUCACUGACCCAAGAGAUGUGGCAAGAAUUGAGAGCAAAACUGUCAUCAUCACUCAAGAACAGAGAGAUACCACUCCAAUCCCUAAAACUGGAACUAGUCAGCUAGGUCGUUGGAUGUCUGAAGAAGAUUUUGAGAAAGCCUUCAAUACCAGGUUCCCAGGCUGCAUGCAAGGACGUACAAUGUAUGUCAUCCCCUUCAGCAUGGGGCCUAUUGAGUCUCCUUUGUCCAAGAUUGGUAUUGAGCUGACAGAUUCACCGUAUGUAGUGGCCAGCAUGAGGAUCAUGACACGGAUGGGAACAGCUGCUUUGAAAGCCCUGAACAACAGGGAUUUUGUAAAAUGCCUUCACUCGGUUGGAUGUCCUCUACCUCUAAAAGAACCAUUAAUCAACAACUGGCCAUGCAACCCGGAGUUAACGCUGAUUGCCCAUCUCCCGGAUCGCAGAGAGAUCAUUUCAUUUGGCAGUGGUUAUGGGGGAAACUCCUUACUGGGGAAAAAAUGCUUUGCUCUCAGAAUUGCCAGCAGAAUUGCCAAAGAGGAGGGCUGGCUAGCUGAGCACAUGCUGAUCCUGGGCAUUACCAAUCCAGAAGGUGAAAAGAAGUAUUUUGCUGCAGCAUUCCCUAGUGCAUGCGGAAAAACUAACCUGGCCAUGAUGAACCCAAGCCUGCCAGGAUGGAAAAUUGAGUGUGUGGGUGAUGAUAUCGCCUGGAUGAAAUUUGAUGAACAAGGCAACUUAAGGGCAAUCAAUCCAGAAAAUGGCUUUUUUGGUGUCGCCCCUGGAACAUCAGUCAAAACAAACCCCAAUGCUAUUAAAACCAUAUUCAAGAACACCAUCUUUACCAAUGUAGCGGAAACCAGUGAUGGAGGUGUCUAUUGGGAAGGCAUUGAUGAGCCAUUAACACCAGGAGUAACACUGACUUCAUGGAAGAACAAGACUUGGACCCCAGAUAAAGGGGAACCUUGUGCUCAUCCCAACUCAAGAUUCUGCACUCCGGCCAGUCAGUGCCCAAUCAUGGACCCUGCAUGGGAAUUGCCUGAAGGCGUGCCCAUUGAAGGCAUAAUAUUUGGAGGCCGCAGACCUGCUGGAGUGCCUCUUGUAUAUGAGGCCUUUAACUGGCAGCAUGGCGUAUUUAUAGGAGCAGCUAUGAGAUCUGAAGCAACAGCAGCUGCUGAGCACAAAGGCAAAAUCAUUAUGCAUGAUCCAUUUGCCAUGAGACCUUUCUUUGGCUACAACUUUGGCAAAUACUUGGCCCACUGGCUCAGCAUGGCACAUCGCCCAGCUGCAAAACUACCAAGGAUCUUUCAUGUUAAUUGGUUCCGGAAAAACAGUCAAGGGAAAUUCCUGUGGCCUGGCUAUGGAGAGAAUUCCCGUGUGCUGGAGUGGAUGUUCAACAGAAUUGAAGGGAAGGCCUCUGCCAAGCCAACUGCCAUAGGUUACAUCCCUGUUGACACUGCUUUGAACCUGAAGGGUUUAGAUGUCAACUUGACCGAACUGUUUGAUAUCUCCAAAGAGUUCUGGGAAAAGGAGGUAGAAGAAAUCAAACAGUACUUCGAAAUGCAAGUUAAUGCUGACCUUCCCUAUGAAAUAGAAAGAGAAAUGCUUGCCUUAGAGAUGAGAAUAAAACAGUUGUAGCUGAUCAAAGCCACAGUUAUUUAUCAAUCCACUCAUACUAAGACAGGAUAAACACAUUUUACCAAAUCAUCAUUGGAAGCAUAACAGCACACUGAUGGGCAGGGAGUUAUAAUGAAAAGUAGGUCUUUGUUUAGUUAGAAUAUCGGUAGAGGCAUUCUAGAAGUAACUCCAGACCUAAUAAUUUAUAACUACAUCCGUUGUUGUGAAUAGGUGAGUAGCUGAGGGAAUGUACGUGCACAUGGUCUUCAAAACCCUGAUCUGUCACUUACACACAGAUAUAGCCAUGACGUGUGUAAAUUACUUGCCGAGUUCUGCAUAUA